AUGUUUGAUAGAAAAACUAAAAUAUGUUUGAUGUUUGAGUCUGGUGAAAAUUGUUUCCAUCAUGAAAAUAUUGGAGAUAAAGUUUGUUACAGAUUGAAAUCUCUGUGCAACAAUGUAAAUUGUCCAAGAUGUCCGAUUGGUUACUAUGGUGACGCGUGUCAACAAAUUAUACAAGAUUGUAGUGACGGUCAUCAUAGGAAUGUUGCUCGAAAAGCCAGUCUUAUUUCUUACAUUCAACCAACUUCUAAAGGGGAAAUCAUCGAGGCUAAGUGUAAUUUCGACUAUGGUGGAAUAACUCUCUUUCAGUUACGAGAAUCUCUUUGUGAUCCAGUUGACUUCAACAGAAAUUGGAUUGAUUAUGUCAAUGGAUUUGGAUACAUACACGGCGAAUAUUGGCUAGGAUUAAAACACGUGUAUAAUAUACUACAGAAUUACCCAGCAAUUGCUCUCCAAGUCAACUUCCAAUAUGGUUAUCGUGGAUGGCAAGGCUACUUUAAUUAUUUUAGUCUUAGUGAUCAUGAUACUGGCUACAAAUUUUCGGCUGGAUCUUACUACGGUGCUCCAGUUGAUCCUAUUGGAAAUUCAUUAACAGUUGCACCAAACAGCUUAGAAGGCCGACCAUUCUCUACAUAUGACAACGACAUUUCUGGCAACGAUUGUCCUAACAGAUUUAAAGGUGGAUUUUGGUUUAUGAAUAAGGCUAAUUGCUCUAGAGCAAAUCCAAAUGGUAGACGCAAUCAUACCAAUUUCGAAAGCUCUCUGUUUUGGUUGGACGAUCUCGGUGACAGAAAUGAUUUCACCAAAGUUCAGCUCCGAUUAAACAGGAUCUAG
Messenger RNA from Lottia gigantea (owl limpet), 831 nucleotides. RefSeq lists its product as hypothetical. The transcript has 3 exons. The record is from RefSeq and is a predicted model, not a curated record. NCBI's taxonomy places the organism in Eukaryota, Metazoa, Mollusca, Gastropoda, Lottiidae. The coding region runs from base 1 to 831 and encodes 276 amino acids.